AUGGCUACAUGUACACUCGGCAGGAGCAGUGGAGAGGAAGGUAGUAGGCAUGGAAAGGUAGCGUUCAGUCGCCAGAGUAAACAUAGACACCAAAAUGCUAAGAAGGAAAAAAACAUCAGAGAAGGCAGUGGUCUAGGGAAUGUUGCGUACAACGCACAAAGUGUCCAUCGCAACAGAGCAACGUCACCAAACGGUAUUGAGACUGGCGAGGACGUUCUUUGGAAGAGCACCAACUUCGCUCGCAAAGGUGUCGGCACCAAGAUGGCCUUCAUACUGGAUCGACCACGAAUUGACUCCAACUAUCCAAAGAACACAGCUGGUACCGAGACUUUGAAAACAAGUAAACGACGAACCUCUGAUCAAAAGUCCUCUGAAAAAGAACCUGGCACGUCUGGCGACUCAAGCUCCCUCGCACCGGAUGCUUCAUACCAUGCCGACUCUGUACACGACAUCGUGGAAUACUUUGCGAAUGAUGUCACGACGCUUCAUGCGUUGCCGAAUGUAUUCAAGUCGUGUACAUUAUUAGCUAAGUGCAUGUGGUCUAUAAUUUUCUUGACAGGGGUGUUUCUGUUCUUGUUUCAAACUUCUCUUGUCAUCAGGAAGUACCGCAGUGGACCCAUUCAAGUUCUGUCUCUUAUACACAUCUAG
Anneissia japonica is the source of this 648-nucleotide messenger RNA. RefSeq lists its product as uncharacterized. The transcript is spliced from 4 exons. Gene Ontology annotation, molecular function: sodium channel activity. Gene Ontology annotation, biological process: sodium ion transport. Lineage: Eukaryota; Metazoa; Echinodermata; Crinoidea; Comatulida; Comatulidae. The record is from RefSeq and is a predicted model, not a curated record. Bases 1 to 648 code for a protein of 215 amino acids. Gene Ontology annotation, cellular component: membrane.